Saccostrea echinata is the source of this 4388-nucleotide messenger RNA. Its product is annotated as DCC-interacting protein 13-alpha-like. The record is from RefSeq and is a predicted model, not a curated record. Lineage: Eukaryota; Metazoa; Mollusca; Bivalvia; Ostreida; Ostreidae. Bases 100 to 2328 code for a protein of 742 amino acids. Gene Ontology annotation, biological process: signaling. Gene Ontology annotation, cellular component: cytoplasm; endosome membrane. The transcript is spliced from 24 exons. Gene Ontology annotation, molecular function: protein binding.
AUGGUCCUGAUGCAUUAAUCACUAGCAGACACAAAAUAUACUAGUAGCAAAGUUAAUUGGAUGCUGUUGAGUAAAUAACAUCGACAUUCCCUGGCAAACAUGGCUAUAGAGAAAUUGCAUCUCGAGGAUGCGUUGGAAGAUAGUCCACAGACCCGAAGUCUGCUGUCAGUGUUUGAGAAAGAUGCUAUGACCCUCAAGAAAUACACAACAGGUCUACACAACUGCUGUCAAAGAAUCAUGAAAGCUCAGAAUGAAUUGUGUGCAGCCACACAGUCCUUAUCACAACACCUGAGAGAUUUUGAAAUACAGAAAUUUCCUUUAGAAUCUGAUGACAGUGUGUUAAGUUCUACCCUGAAACAAUUCUCUAGUUAUUUAGAUGAUGUGAGCUCUAUACAACAGGUUCUUUCUGCACAAUUCUCCGAGACAAUGAUGUAUCCUCUGUCGAGAUUUUUACAGGCAGAUUUAGAAGAAGUAACAACUUUAUGUGAGAUGUUCCAGUUAGCAAGUAAUGAACAUGACAGUGCUAUGAAUCGGUACAUGAGAUUACCUAAGAAGAAGGACAGUGAGAGACACAGACAGGAAUGUAGUGAAGAACUCUACCUCAUGAGGAAGAAAUUUCAUCAGACAUCUUUGCAUUACUACUCCAGUCUGAAUGCUCUACAGUACAAGAGGAAGUGUUCCCUGCUGGAGCCCAUUAUGGGCUACCUUCAUGCCCAGAGAGCCUUCUUCCAAAUGGGCCAAGAUGCAGUGGGCAAGAAAGAGAUUGAGGACUUUCUGAAUAAUAUCUCCACCAGUGUACAAGGAGUUCAGCAGGAAAUGAAGACGGAGACCAAGAAGACGGUUGAACUGAUUGACACACUCGAACAACAGAGUGCUCAUCUAUAUCAUGCUGAACCAAUGGUAGACAUGCCUUAUAUCCCUCCCAAUACUAACCUGACACAGAAGGCAGGCUACCUGUUUGUUAGGAGAGGGAAACACAUACAAAUGCCAGGCCCCAUUGGCAAACAACUGAUAGCCACAAAGUGGGAGCGAUGCUUCUUUUUCACGGUGGGCGGGAACUUGAUGAGUCAAUCAAGAGACCAGUUAGCUGGGAGCCUGGUUCUGGAUUUAAAUGAACCCGGUGUAUUGGCAGAACCUCAUGAAUCGGAUGAUAGACGCUUUGUUUUCCAAGUUCUAUCACCAAAAAGUAAAAGAAAUAUAGUUUUACAAGCUGAAAAUGAAAGGGAAAAGGACGAGUGGAUCUGCACACUUAAUAACAUUGUGAGGGAAAGUGGAUAUGUAAAAGACAAAAAUCCGCAAGUUAAACCCAAGGAGAGGACUUCAAGCACCAGCAGUGCAUCAAAACAGGGUUCUAUCAGUCCCGACCAGUCGAGCUCCAGCAGCAUGACCAGUACAGGGGCUGUCCCCAAAACCCCGGCCCCCACCCCCUCCAGCUCGUUUGUGGCUGAUGCUCCCAUUCAGUUUGAUCUGUUAUCCCCCACCAGUCAGAACGGCGGAGUUAUGUCCAGUCUACCAGGUCCACCAAACCCUGAAGCGAGGAUCAACCCAUUUGAUCAAUCUGCCAAUGAAGUGUUGGAUUCCCUGGACUCAGCCAUUGACAAUGCAACUUUUGUGGAGAGUUUUGUUGUUAGAUUUUUGGGGUCAAUGGAGGUACCCACUGAUAGAGGUGAGAAGCUAGUUCAAGAAACAAUGAGACAAAUCAUGGCAGCUCGGGCAAUUCACAAUGUGUUUAAAAUGACAGAAUCUAGGCUGGUAGUGUCCAGUGAAUGUAUGAGAUUGAUAGAUCCUUCAAACAAUACAGUAAGGACACAAUUUGCAUUGGCAGACAUUUCGUUUUGGGCAGCACAUCCAGAGAACACAAGAUUAUUUGCAUUUAUCACUCGAACGAAGCCUCCAGGAGCCACCCAGUCCACAUUCUCUUGCCAUGUUUUUGAAUGUAACAUUUCUGCAGAGGAGAUUUGUCUAGCUAUAGGGACAGCAACAAAACUUGCCUUUCAAGCAUUAAUGCAACGUAAGUUACCUCCAGGUGUAGGGAAGGAAAAGAAAGUGAUGGAGAAAAUCCAGCAUGUGAAGACAAGGGAGAAGAACAUACUGUUACAGAAUAUUCAGCAGCUGGAAGACGCUCCUGAAGGGGAGGAAGACAAUCUUCAUAACCUCCCUCUAUCUCCUGAUGGAAAAUAUCUAGUGCUUACUGCUACUGACGAAUCAGAAGACUUGGCUGAGUCAGGUGACCUGGCUCAACCAAUGGAAAACCUGACUGUUGAAUCUAUGCAGCAACCAAUCAGUGAUGACUUGGACAUUGAGGAAGAACCUGAGUCUGAAGCUUAACGUUAAAGCUUAUGCAAUAGAAACUGUUAUUUGGCAUAUUGUAGAUUAUCUUUUUUUAUAGGUGGCUCAUUUUGGUUUUUUGCAUUUAUGACAGUUAUUCAUUUGGUUCACCAGUCUCAAUGUUUGUUGAGAAAAUAAAAGUAUUUGAAAAGCUUGUAGGAUUUUCAGUCACAAAUGAAACAAGCUACCUUGGAAGAUUGACUCUACAGCAUUUUUCCCCCAUUAAACUUGUUACAUUUUUGGACAAGUAUAAAAAAGAAUAGAAACCUUGUACCAGUAGUUUGUAUGGAAUAUUUUGUGAUGAAGUUCUGUAUUUUUCCUUUGCUUGGAUGUGUGUACUCGAAGUAAAUUUUACAGAUGUACUGUUUUUAGAAACAGAUGUUGUUUGAGAGUUUUAAGUGAACAGGAAUGCAGUAUGCUUGGUAGAUUAUUGUGGACAAGAACUUGAAUUGUUUGUGUACAAUAUAUCAGGAUAUUUUUCCCUGAUUAUUAAAUACAAGGUUUUAUCUCUGGUUGAUAAUUACUAAGUUUCUUCUGGAUACAGUGGUAAUUUUAAGUAUUUACUAGCUAUAUUCUGAACUGGUUGGUAAAUACUAGGUUUUUUUCCCUGGUUGAUAAUUACCAGAUUUAGAUUAUAAUGGUUGUUGUCAACGAAGCUUUGUUUGGUUAGCUUUGGGUAGCUCUUGUGAAGUUUGUGUGUCUAGAAUUUAUUUGCUUGUGAAGUAGCAUUGAAAUUUGUUAGUUGAUCCUACAUUUCUUCAUGCAUAUGUUGUUAAAAUAACCAGUGUAUUUUAUUUCAUGUAUACUUAGGUUAUUUAAAAAUAGUUGGAGGUUGUAAAUCUCCUUUAUUCAUUGAGUGCCAUGGAGGAAAUUAAUCAAUAUGAAGUAAUUCAAUCGUCUAGAAAAAAAAAUGUUAGUUUUAAAUUAAGUCUCAGUAAGGAAUUAUCUAAAAGAAGUUCAAUUAAAAGUUCUUAUAGUAAAAAAGGGUGAUUUUCACUUUAGUGCUUUUGUAGGUAAUGAAUAGGUUGGAAAGGCAACUUCUUUUUGCAACGACAGGUUUUCAGAACAUGCAUGUUUUACAUUUGUUAAAGACUUAAAUCUGGUGUUUGUUGGUAUUAGAUGUAUCAAAUUUUAAUUGUUAGUUCUCUUUAUUCCAUGUUUGCAUGCAGAAUGUAUCAUAAUGUAAAUAAUCAUACACUAUAUUUGUUUGAUUGUGCCAAUAAACUUAGUUUUUAUUCCCAAUACUUGAAACAAAACCAAGAGAAAGCGCUUUCUUCAUUUAAUAAACAAUUUCGACAAAUUUACACAUUAAAAGUAAAAAUUUAUUUGAUUGAAGUAGGAAACUGAUAUUUACCGGCAAUGUAAAUGGGCAACAGAUUUAUUUGUACACACACAUAACAAGAUUGUCUUUAUAAUUGUGGAAAACUUUUUAUUUUAUCUGCUUGUUGUCUGACCUCAUAUUGCUGUUGAUUUGACGUUAAAGAGCUUUCAAGACUUAAUAUAUUUAUAUUGUGUUGUUAAAAUUUCAGAGUGUUUGUAAUCAAAUGGAUAAUUAUAUAAAUAUUACAUGAGAACUAUGCAAUCUUUAUGUAAAUAUAAUAAAGUUCUUAUUUAUUGCUUUAUUACUAUUAGACCCAAACUAACUGUUGAAUUUUUAUAUUCCUUUCUCAACCCUAAAUGUAUUGUUGUACCUUUUUUUUCCUUUGGUAUUUUGUUGCUUCAUUCUGCAGAGUGUGUGCCUUUUAAAGUCAACUUCCUAAACUUGUAAACCAUAUAGUGAUCAGCUUUUAUAAUACAUUGCAGGUGUUUAAAAUAAUUUGAUCAGUAAAGAUCAUAUCAUGUAAGCUGAAGAAUACUAAAUCUCUCAUUUCUUCACUCUCUGUCUGUUUUGAAGGCUUUUGCAGAAAAGGUAAUUGGAAUAAUAAAGGGAUAUGUUUGUUUGUUUCAUUUCACCUGUGAUAUGUAAAUACAUGAAUUUCUCGUGUCUGAGUAUAUUUAUUGAUCGAUGGAUGUCAUUUUUAUCUGCGCAUCAUGAGUAGACGAAAUAAAAUUAAAACAUC